Musa acuminata AAA Group (dessert banana) is the source of this 1507-nucleotide messenger RNA. RefSeq names its product metacaspase-5-like. Gene Ontology annotation, biological process: proteolysis. Bases 100 to 1347 code for a protein of 415 amino acids. The record is from RefSeq and is a predicted model, not a curated record. Lineage: Eukaryota; Viridiplantae; Streptophyta; Magnoliopsida; Zingiberales; Musaceae. The transcript is spliced from 2 exons. Gene Ontology annotation, molecular function: cysteine-type endopeptidase activity.
UCAUCACAAUCGACCGCACUAUAACGAAGCUGUCCCACCCCAAGCAAGAAGACUUCACCUGCACCGUCUCAGAUCAGAUCACACAGCAAGGAGGAGGAGAUGGCGACGAAGAGGGCAGUGCUGGUUGGCUGCAACUACCCGGGCACCAAGGCGGAACUCAAGGGUUGCAUCAACGACGUGAACCGGAUGCGCCAGUCCCUUGUGGAGCGGUUCGGCUUCGUGGAGGAGGACAUCACCGUCCUCAUCGACACCGACCGCUCCUACACCCAACCCACCGGCGCCAACAUCCGCCGGGCCAUCUCCGACCUCGUUGCCUCCGCCCAUCCCGGCGACUACCUCUUCUUCCACUACAGCGGCCACGGCACCCGCCUCCCUGCCGAGACCGGCGAGGACGACGACACCGGCUACGACGAGUGCAUCGUCCCCUGCGACAUGAAUCUCAUCACCGACGACGACUUCAGAGAGUUUGUGAACAAGGUGCCUCAGGGCUGCCGGCUCACCAUCGUCUCUGAUUCCUGCCACAGCGGCGGCCUCAUCGACAAGGCCAAGGAACAGAUCGGCGAGAGCACCAAGAGCCCCGACCAGGUUGGAUCUGAGUCGGGCUUCGGCUUCCGAUCCUUCCUGAAGCAGACCGUUCACGAGGCAUUCGAGUCCCGGGGGAUCCACCUGCCCCACGAAGGCCACCGCCGCCGCCACGAAGACGCGCACGAUGCCGAACGAGAGUACCGGGAACGAGGCGGCCAGGGCUACUUCAAGAACCGCUCCCUCCCGCUCUCCACCCUCAUCGAGCUCCUGAAGCAGAAGACGGGGAAAGAGGACAUCGACGUGGGGAAGAUCCGGCCCACCCUGUUCGAGGUCUUCGGUGAGGACGCCAGCCCCAAGGUGAAGAAGUUCAUGAAGUUCAUCCUGCACAAGCUGCAUCGGCACGGGGAGGGCGGCGACGGCGGAGAGGGCGGCAGCCUCAUGAGCAUCGUCGGCGGCCUGGCGCAUGAGUUCCUGAUGCAGAAGCUGGAUGACGAGGAGGAGGAGGAGGAGGAGGAAGUGAGGCCGGAGGAGGUGUACGCGAGCGCGGGCAGGAAGGGCCGGGAAGACAAUGGCAUCCUCAUCAGCGGCUGCCAGUCCGACCAGACGUCGGCGGACGCCAACCCGGCGGGUGGCCAGGGCGGAGCUUACGGCGCUCUCAGCAAUGCGAUCCAGACCAUCCUCAGGGAAGCCGACGGCGAGGUCUCGAACCGGAAGGUGGUGCUCCGGGCUCGGAAGAUGCUGGAGAAGCAAGGAUUCACGCAGCGCCCGGGUCUCUACUGCAGUGAUGACCAUGUGGAUGCUGCUUUCAUAUGCGAAGCAUGAGCUGUGUCGUUGAUGACUGUGGAGUGGUGUUGUGUUGUGUUGUGCUCUCUUCUCUCUUUCUUUCCGCCGGUUUAUUGUCUGAAUUGAGUUCCGCAGCUUUUUCUUUGAAGGUGAACUGAAAUGUGGAUUGAUCAUUAAUGGAUUUCCUUCCUCAGCUUUA